Messenger RNA from Elephantulus edwardii (Cape elephant shrew), 1560 nucleotides. RefSeq names its product ancient ubiquitous protein 1 (gene AUP1). Gene Ontology annotation, molecular function: ubiquitin binding. Lineage: Eukaryota; Metazoa; Chordata; Mammalia; Macroscelidea; Macroscelididae. The record is from RefSeq and is a predicted model, not a curated record. Bases 1 to 1560 code for a protein of 519 amino acids. Gene Ontology annotation, cellular component: membrane. The transcript is spliced from 11 exons.
AUGAGCUCCGCCGGGGCUGCGCCCUCGCCCGCCAGCUCCCAGGCGGCGCCCCAGCCGGAGCACGACCGCGCGCGCGGCACGCCGGGACCUGAAGUCCUCGGGCGGGGCACGCCGGGACCCGGGCUGCAUGCCGGGAGUUGUAGUCCCCGCGGGCCGGCCGCAAGGCAUGCCGGGGCCGCUCGCCCUUCCGGGGCGCUGCCGGGGCGGGACCUUCCGCCUCCCCGGACGGCGACGUCGGCUUCCCGGCAGACCCCGCGGCGGGGAAGAUGGCGGCGGCGGUGGCUCGGCUUCCCUGAGGUGGCGCGAUGGAGUCUCCGCAGGCUGGUGGUGCGGACCGUGUGUGCGGUGCUGGGGCUCGUGGCCGGGAUGGGGGGCUGGGGGACCAGGGGAUCGGGUGGCCGGACCGGGACUGACCCCUCCGUCCGCAGGCUGGUGGUACGGACUGUGUGUGCGGUGCGCUCGUGGCCGGGGAUGGGGGGGUCGGGGGCCGGGAGUGACCCUUCUGUCUGCAGGCUCGUGGUGCGGACCAUGUGUGCAGUGCUGGGGCUCGUGGCCCGCCAGGAGGACGAAGGGCUGCGCGAUGACCGCGUCCGGGUCCUUGUCGCCAACCACGUGACGCCCUUCGACCAUAACAUGGUCAGCCUGCUGACCAGCUGCAGCACCCCGCUGCUGGACGGUCCUCCCAGCUUCCUGUGCUGGUCCCGGGGCUUCCUGGAGGUGGACGGCCGGGGCCAGCUGGUGGAGUCGCUCAAGAGGUUCUGCGCGUCCACCCGGCUGCCCCCCACGCCCCUGCUGCUCUUCCCCGAGGAGGAGGCCACCAACGGCCGCGAGGGGCUGCUGCGCUUCAGUUCCUGGCCGUUUUCUAUCCAGGACGUAGUGCAGCCGCUCACCCUGCGUGUCCAGAGGCCCCUGGUCUCUGUGACGGUGUCCGAUGCCUCCUGGGUGUCAGAACUGCUGUGGGCGCUGUUCGUGCCCUUCACGGUGUAUCAAGUAAGGUGGCUCCGCCCUGUCCAUCGCCAGCUGGGGGAGGGAAAUGAAGAGUUUGCUCUCCGGGUACAACAGUUGGUGGCUAAGGAGCUGGGGCAGACGGGCACACGGCUCACCCCAGCAGACAAGGCAGAGCACAUGAAGCGACAGAGACACCCCAGAACAUCGCGUCCUCCGUCAGCUCACGCACCUUUCUCUCCCUCCUCUGGCCUGGCUCCCGGCUCACAGCUCCUAACUCUGGCGCAGAGAGUCAAGGAGGUUCUGCCCCAUGUGCCAUUGAGCGUCAUCCAAAGAGACCUUGCCAGGACCGGCUGCGUGGACUUGACCAUCACCAACCUGCUGGAGGGCGCUGUGGCCUUCAUGCCUGAGGACAUCACCGAGGGGACCCAGUCCCACUCCAGCACCUCCACCCCCAAGUUCCCCAGCUCCGGCCCAGCCACCCCUGCACCCACCACCCUCACAUUUGCCAAGUCCUCCUGGGCGCGGCAGGAGAGCCUGCAGGAGCGCAAGCAGGCGCUCUACGAGUACGCAAGGAGGAGGUUCACAGAGAGGCAAGCGCGCCAGGCUGACUGA